This is a messenger RNA of Neospora caninum, 8586 nucleotides long. RefSeq lists its product as hypothetical. Lineage: Eukaryota; Apicomplexa; Conoidasida; Eucoccidiorida; Sarcocystidae. The record is from RefSeq and is a predicted model, not a curated record. Gene Ontology annotation, molecular function: nucleotide binding. The transcript is spliced from 29 exons. The coding region runs from base 1 to 8586 and encodes 2861 amino acids.
AUGUCCUUCUCCUUCUUUUGUCACUUUGUCGCUUCCCUCCCCGCGGCCGAAACGGGCGUGGCUGCCGCAGCCCUUCUCGCCUCUGCAGCCAUGUGCGUCGUCUGUGUCCUCUUGAGCAACUACGAUGGCUUGACUGUCUCCUUCGUCCGGUUCGUCUUCUUCCUCCCGCCUGUGCUCCUCGCCUCCUGGCUAGCCUACAGAAGCCGGACCAUUGAACACCUUCGAGCCGUGUCGAAACUCCAGGAAGCUCUCGAUGAAUUCAAGACGGAGACAGGCUUCACUUCGCUGUCGUGUCCUGUGGCGCCUGCUCCGCCGCCUCGGGCGUCGUCUGUGCCGCGAGGGCCGGGCUCGUCGGCGGUCCUCUCGCACCUUCCCUCGUCGCCCUCUUCAUCGCAGUGCCCUAGCGGGGCCCCCGAGCCUUCCGUCAGCGCCAAAGAUCUCAAAGUCGCGUCUGCGCAUCUUUUUGAAGACGGCGAGGGAUCGAAGGGUGUGCAAUGCUCUUCCAGCGGCAUAGGUGGCGACUACCCGCCAGACUACUCGCGCCUGUCUCCCACGCAGCUGUUUGCAGGCCUUCAGCAUCUCGUCGGAGACGACGCAAACCACGGGUUUCGCCCCUCCUUCUCAGGUGCCGGAGACGCCGAGAGCAAGCGCGGCAGCCACGUCGCGCACCGGCUGCACGAUCCCGAGGGCCUCUUGGCGAGUUCCGCGCCGCGCUUUCUCGCCCGCGCAGGGCGCCGAACCGAAGGCCGCGAGAAGGCCCGAGGCACAGAGGCCGUGCGGAGAGCCGCGGGCGAGAACAUCAGGAACGACGCAGAAGGUGAAGGUGGGGAGGACGGUGCCCCCGAAGACCACCUCCCGGCAGCUUCCCUGGUGGCGGUGCUCCGCGAUUCGCAGUGGCGACGCGUCCCUAGGAAUAUGCUCGCAGCAGGGGAUGUCUUCAAACUCCGGCCAGGCGAUCCUCUCCCCUGCGACUCCGUGCGAGUCAUUCCGGCCUUCCUCGUCUCGCGGCGCGGGCGGCCUGGCGCGAGACAGAAACGCUCGCGGAGACAGGUAUCGCCGUCGCCUUCGGCCGUGUCUCACGGGACAGAGAUGGGCCCUUCGCGUCUUGCAGGUGCCCUUCCCCAGGGGGGCGAUCGCGACCGUCGACUCUUCGCGGUCGUCUUCGCGCCCGUCCCGACGGCCAGGCGCUCUUGCCCCGCUCCCAAGAAGGGCGCAGUGUGGGGCCUCGGACAGCUCCGCUGGACGAAGGCGCUCGCCCCCUCGCUCGCCCUCCUGGCGUUCUCGCCGCGCACCUGCGUCAGGCAAGAAACAGAGACGCCACCGGUCCGCGUCGCCCGCCUACUUUUCCCUCGAGCCCGAUGGCCUUUCAAGACGCGUGAAGGACUCAAGAGGAGCCGUCGCAGCAAGGCCAGAAAGAGGGGAAUGGGAAAGGAGAGAGGAGGAGUGGACGAGAAGCUGGUCGAGAGCCAGAACGUUGUCGGAGGCGAGGAGCGGGAAACGCCGAGAGCGGACGGGGCGCGGGACCGCGUAGAGACACCGGGAGCGUGUGGAGAGGCGCCGAACUCGCCGCCCUUUUCGUCGCUGCCGUCUCUCUUUCGGGGCUUCUUCUCGCGGCCCGGGGACAAAGUCCCCUCCACGGGACCGGCGCGAUGUGGCCCAUCAUCGGCGCCCAGUGGCGACGGCGGAGAGGCGGGACAUGUUGCAGCUCAGAGGCAGUCCGAAGGAAAGAUCGAAAAGGCAGGUGAUGGGAGCGAGGACGAGACGGAGGAAGAGGACGCGUUGAUAGCUGCGUCCGAUGUGGCGCCAGACCUCGCGUCCGGGACAUUCAUCGCACUUCGAACGUCUUGCGUUGGGACGCUGAGGACGUUCCUAGAGGAGAGUCUCCGAAACCCUGCGUCCUCGAAAAGCCGCGCCAAAGUGCCCUUCUUUGAGGCUGCGGACCUCGUCAGUCGACAGGUCGCGUUCCUCUGGCUCGUCGCCUGCGCCCUUUGCAUUUUCUCCGUGAUAUUCUGGGACGUGGUGGCGCGCACGGGGGACGAGGUCGUCCCUCUGAGCCUUCGCGUCGCUCGCUGGCAGCUUCCCAUCAACGUCACGUUUUGCAUGCUAAUGGCGAUCCCUCGAAUUCUGGGAGAGCUGACGGACAUCUGGGGGAAUGCGCGACUCCAGUCUCUGUUCCAGGAGGCGCACUAUCGGGCACGCCAGGACGCAUGCGUGGACGUGGAGGGCGACGGCCGGGUUUGUCGCUCGAUUUCUUCUUCGUCCUGGUCGACAGAUGAUUCCUCCACGGCCUCGUCCGUCUCCUCGACCGUCUCCGUCUCCAAUGUGCCCAUCAGCAAGCAAAUCAAGGAACUCAUUUACAUCUUCAAAAGAGGUCUAGACGGCUCUUCGAAUUUGCUGCACAUCAUGAACAGCACGACUGUGCUCUGCUUCGUCGACAAGGAUGGGAUUCUCGUCGACGCGUGCCGCACGCUCCAGGAGGUUGCCGUCGGCGCUUCAAACACAAUGCACACAUCUGCGGAAGACGCACGAGGUGAUUCAGGACUUGCUGCAUCGCCUCACCUCCACCUGGCCUCUGCGCGACAGCCUGUGGGGCUAAGCGCCCGAGAGGACGAUCUGGAAGAAGAGCGAGAACCGAGUGAAGACGAGCACGAAGCCCGACACCGGCAGCAGGCCGAGGAAGACCAAGAGCAGGAUCUCGAGCAGGAAAUGGAGCAAGAACAGGAACUGGAAAGGGCGGAACAGGCGGACGAACAGGAAGAACACGGCGCAGGCAAUCUGCGCUCGCCGUCGCUCUUCUUCGAAGGAGCAGAAGCCUGCAUGGACGCUGGAUUCUACAGUUUUCUUGAAGUUGGCGAACACGCGGCGCCGUUUACUGUCGUGCGAAAGGCCACAGCGUCUUCUCCUGCGCGGCUGUCGUCGUCGCUCGCCUCCUCCGUUGCCUCGCUUCUUCCGUCUCGCCAGCACAGUCGCAAGAACGAGCAAACGCGAGGACGCAGGGGGGCCUGCGCUGCAGACGAGAGAGUCGCCUUGAGAGGCGAGCGAGACGAAGCCGGAAGAGAAGACGAUCGAGAAGAGGAAGGAAACGAAGAGGGAGAACAAGAAGGAGAACACGGAGACGAAGAGAAAAGGAGACAAGCCGAGGGGAGUAACGAGGGGGAGGAGAGACGCGCGGAUGCAGAGUCCGACUCUUCCGGUGUCGAAGGCGACCCCUUCGGUGUGUUGGAUCUCAGUGAGGACCCUGGCGAGGAAGGCGGCGAAGACUGCAGACGCGAGGAAAGACGAGAAGCAAGAGAAGAAGAGGAACGAAGGGAAGAAGAAGACGCGCUGAGGGAAGAAGAAGAUGCGCUGAGGGAAGAAGAGGACUACACACGCGACAGGCACGCACAAGAGAGAGAAGUCUUGCUGAGGCCGAUAACAGAAUUCAGAAAAGUCGUUCUCGAUCUCAUCAACGACGACGAAUGUGAGGUUGGCCUCCGAUUCGAAAAUGAUUCAUGGAUCGAAUACACCACACAGCUCAAACCACUUGCACUCGCCAUGGCCCUUACUCAGCUCCCGCGCCCUCCGCGAAAGAGUGUCGCCGACCCAAGUUGGCUCUUCUCCCUUUACGUUCAAGACGUCGUUCUUCCUCAUCCCGACCGCCCAGGUGCUCACGAAGAACUCCUCGACUGUCAGUGCAGUCUGGCGAAGAUCGUGGGGUUUUCCGACACGUUCCUUCACAAAUUUCUUCCUCUCAGAUUUGUUCUCGCCGUCAAGGCGUCUCUGCCUCACCGCCGUUCGUCUUUGCACUCGCGGCCAUCGUCGUCUUCACGUCUUUGUCUAUCCGAAGGCAUCCCCGAUGAUCCGCCAAGGCAGACGCGCGAAAAGGAAGAACGAGAGCGCCCGAACCGAGCGAGAGGCAGAGCGUCGGCCGGCGUGGGAGAUGAAGCGGAAGAAACACACGGAGACGAAGGGAGAGAAGAGGACGAAUACGGGGCAAGAAGCGAGACGUCCAGGGAGAAGGACAGGGCGACGGAGAGGAAGGAACCGUGGGGGGAAACCGAAGAGGUAGAUGAUCCGGGGAGAGAAGAGAGAAUGGACGAAGGGACGCUGCGAACGCUGAACGCAGAGAAGACGAGGACCAGCGCGUUUACGCUGAGGCGAGUGACGUGGGCAGACGCGCGCGCCGCCCGCCAGAGAGCAGGGAAAACGCAUCGGGGACCGCCCCCAAGGCCCAUCGCCCAAGCAGACAGCGAAGGCGCUUCAGCGAGACCCGACCGUCCACUCCGUACCCAGGCCUCCGCCGCGGGCCACGGCGGCUCGCUUUUGUCGGGUGGCGAGCGGCGCGCUUCCGCCGCGAAACGGAGACAGCUCGAGGCAGGAGACAGAACUGUAGACGAGGGCGCAGGCGCCGAUAUCAGCGAAGCCGAGGGAGAACGGGACGUUUUUGUCCCUUUUUUCCGCGUCUUCGCCAACCACGAGAGCCAGCCCAGAGACGACCUCCGCUCGUCCUUCUCCAGUUCAGAGGCGAGCGGGAGGGGUCGGGCCGUUGCGCGCACUCCUCCGCACGACGGGCGCAAAAACAGCUCAAAGGAACGCGCGCGACGCCGAGACGAAAGAGGCGACACACACCGAGAUGCCACAGAGCGCGGCGAAGGAGAAGAGACAGAGACAGACGAAAGAGAAGAGACGGAGAGAGACGAAAGAGAAGAGACGGAGAGAGACGAAAGAGAAGAGACAGAGCGAGACGAAAGAGAAGAGACGGAGAGAGACGAAAGAGAAGAGACAGAGCGAGACGAAAGAGAAGAGACAGAGCGAGACGAAAGAGAAGAGACGGAGAGAGACGAAAGAGAAGAGACAGAGCGAGACGAAAGAGACGAUACAGAGCGCGAAGACGAGGAGGGGAAGUGGGAGAGAGAAGGCGACGACGAGAGACAAAGUGACAACGCGAGACAGGAAAGAGAGGGAAGCGUCGACAGAGAGGCAUUGCCGAGCGACUGCGAAGAGAGUGACGUCCACAGAGAAAGUUCAUGGGCACGUGCAAGUGACGGGGAUGCUCUCAUGCUCUGGGUUGUUCGCGAUGUCGCCAGCAAAGUCGCCCACCUCUUCGUUAAGGGCGUCCCGUCGCUUCUUCUGCCCCGAGUCCAGUUCUACCUCGACGGCCAGCAACUGCUCCCGUUUGACGCGAGCGCUGCGCAUUCCCUCUUAGAACUCAACAACCAGUGGCUUUCAAGUGGUCUGGACGCCAUCGCGUUCGGGUACAGGCCGCUUCAGCUCGACCAGGAAGAAGCCCUCUUGGCUGUGUUGCACGAGAGAUCGCUGUUUUCUCUCUGUUCCUCGCCGGGGUUGCCUCCGCCGCCUCGCGCGUGCGUCAGCCGCGUUGCGCAGAGCCGAGACGCAGAGACCGACGCGCCGCAGGACGACGCGUGUCGCGACGCGCGGGAAGACGGCCCCGCGCACCCGAACAAAAAGGGAAAAUUCGAGCCGCGCCCCUCCCCGUCUUUCGUCACACCUCAAACGACGGACGACGAACGCGAGGCAGAAGAACGCAGCGGCGCAGAGGAAAGAGAAGCUGGCGAAAGCGAAAGGGAAGGAGACGAAGCAGAGGGCGAGGAUGGCGUGUGUGGCCGCGAACGCUGGAUUUCGGUCCCCUGUCACGUGGGCGAGAUUAGCGCGAUGGGAACAGUUGCUCCCCUGCCUCGCUUUUCUUUCCAUGAGGCGUCCAGCCUGUGCCUCUCACGCGCACACGGCACGCGACGCAGGUUCCAGUCUCUCCAAGGCACGCGAGGAGAGAGAGAUCGCAACCCAGAGGCCGGCGAGAUCCAGAGCGGGCUGGCGCGAGGCGACGCACGACGGUGCGUGUGGAGCGAAGCGCACGACACGAGACAAAACAGCCCUCGAGAAACGUAUGAGGCUCUGCGAGCGUCUCUCCGUUCCAGGACUGGACACAGCGCUGAAGAGAGAGAGUCCGAGACCGCGCGACAGGAAGAGCCGCGAGGAGGCGGGGAAACCGAGUCCUCCCACAAGGAGGCGGCGAGGGCUUGGCGCGAACCGCGCACGCGGGGACGGGACGACGAGACGCGCUUCGCAGCGCCUGUGAGCCGCGAGUCUCCGCUCCAACCCAGAGCAGAACCCAGCAAAGACGAACACCCCGUGGACUUCUCAAACCUUCGAGCAAGGCCGAACAACGCGCUGCCGAAGACAGUGCUUGUGGAGGAGGGAGCGUGGCGAGGGGAGGCGGGCCGAAGGCUGCGCGAGGACGCCCACCGCUGGGGCAUGUCGGACGACACUACGGACAGCGACAGAGUCACUCUUCCCAGGACGCCGAUUGGGUUUCUUCCCGUAGAGAAGGAAGAGGCCGACGCGUCGCCGCCCUCACCCCGUGAGGCCGGCCAGGAAGACGCCUGCGAAGAAGACCCGUUUCCGGCGUUUUUUCUCUCGUUGAAAGAAGACGAAGGUGGCGAGCUCCUGCGAAGACUGCAGAGUCACCUGAUCUUCCUCGGCAUGGGUGCCAGCAAGCAACUCUGUGCGAAGGAAGUGGCCGCACGGAUCCAGGAUCUCCACGAGGCAGGAAUUCGCUUUGUCUUCUUCUCUUCCCAAGACGAAAAGCGCACUCGCGCGCUCGGCGCUGCAUUCGGCCUGGAGACAGGGUGGAACUGCAUCAUCUCACUUCAGCCGUCGUCGGCCGGCGACACCUACGUCAACAUGGACGGGAAAAUCGUGCUGCCUUCCGGCAUUACGGCUAUUCGCCAACAUGUGGAGGAAGUCGACAACGUCCCGCUUCAGGUUUCCCUCUUCUGCAACUCCACACCAGACACCGUCCAGGAGAUGAUGCAGGUUCUCCAAGAAAACAACGAAGUGAUGACAUGCGUAGGCAGUUGCUUGCGAAUGAGCAACUUUCCUCUCUUUGAGCAGGCGAACGCUUCAAUCGCCACCUUCGUCGCCCCCGACGCUCGUUGCAGGGCUUGUGGGGGCCGUUGGUCUCCCGUCGCCUGCAACAGUUCGCUUCCAACUCUCAAUCCAGCUCUCGCUUUCGCCGCCGAUUUGAACUCGCUCCCCUGCGCUCUGCAGCAAAGCAACUACCCAGUUGCCGACCCCCAUGUGACAAUGGCUGUGAUCUACGAGGCGUUUCGCGAGUCUCGGCGCAUCGUCGAUUCGAUCCAGCAGUCCCUCACCUUGUGCCUCUCUUCCUCGAUCUUCCUUUCGCUCUUCUUUCUCUUCAACGCCUUCGCGCUCGUCCCGAACCUUCUCGACGUCGUUUCGCUCCUACUCUUUCUGCUCCUGUUCAUUCCGCUUCUCUCCCUCGCUCUUCUUCUGAAUCCGAAAACCGACAAGCUCAUGAAGGAGUACCCCUACAAGCCGAUGGACCCCACGCAGACGCGGCGGCAACUGCUCGUCGUCUUUACACACUUUGCUGUUCGUCUGGUCCCGUCGGUGAUUGUCAUCUCUGCCGUCACGCUCGGGUACAUGUUCGACGUGGGCAACGACCUGUAUCGCCAGCUUCACAGGGAGCUCGAGAUCCGAAGCGCUACUGACGCGUCUUUUCUCUCGAUCGCGCCUCUGCAUGCGGCCUCGCCAUCCCUGCCGGAAGAGCCGAGAGGCAGGCGCCUCGCAGGCGUCGAAGUUCUCGCCCUACGAGAGACGGAGGCUGUGCGUGAAAGCGGCCCAGGCGAACCACGCGCCGGAGUCACGCUGGCCACAGGCGACGGAAACCGCCAAGGCGAGGCCGACAGCAACGCGGUGAGAGGAGUCGACACAGGCCAUGCGAGACAGGGGCGACUUGCGGAGGUCCAAGGGAAGACGCCCGGCGAGCUCCUCGAACACCUCGAACGCAAAUGCAGUCACUUUCGCUUCGGAAGCUCGUGGCUCUCGGGCAAGUGGCUAGCCUGCGGCGAAGCGAUGAGGGAAACAGGCGCUGCGCUGGGCGAAUCCUGCUUGGUUCGCGCCACAGCCACGCCUCUUGUGUUAGGCGAGCUGUUUUGCUUCACACUCGUCGGCGUCACCCUCAUGCUUCUGUCCAUGUCCUAUAUCGACCGAUUCGAGAGUCUCCUCGCUAUCCCGCCGCUCCGCAAUCGCUGGUGGCUGGCCAGCUGUGCUCUGCUGACAGGCAUUAUCGUCUUGACUGUAGCCACGCGAGUGACCCUCCAUCGCAGGUUCCUUGAUUCUGCCGCGUGCCAAGAUCAAGGAAACGCGGAGGUUUCUCCCGCCCUCGCUGCCUCCUCCCCCGCCUUCGACGCAAUGUCGCUGGCGCAUCUCGGCUCUGUCCGACACGCGUCUCGCAGGGAAGAGAGACAGAACGCAGCCGACGCCGGAGACCUGCAGAACGGCGGGGGCAGUGCACGGGAACGCGUCAGGGCGCAGGCGGGACACACACCAGACGUGCGCGGUCAGGACGAGCCCGCCAGCGUCCAGGCGACAGCCAAGUGCAAGGAGUGCGCCGCUUUCAUCUGGCCUCACUGGAGCCUGUGCGUGAUCGCGGGAUUUCUUUGGAUUUUCGUCGUCAUCGUCGACGAGCUAGUGAAGAGGGUUGAACGCCAGAGACACGAACAACACCAAAAGUACCUCAAGGUGCUCUUCGCCACGCGUCUGGGCAUGUGGAGUCCCAAGUAG